GCAAGGAAGCUACGUUUGAAAGCAGUGUGGCGGUGGUAGGCAGGGAUGGUGGAACAGCUUACGCUGAAGUCUAGCAGUGUUCUCAAAACCCAGUGAUUGUUUUCGUAAGGUUCCGACGUCUUAUGAAACUAAUGAUGGAGACUUCGAGCUCUGUAAGAAGCAAAAUUGAGAAAAUAUCGCAUCUCUUGGGGGAAAUAAUCCCCAUGAGACUUACCACUGUCAGGGGGACAGAGUCUGUCCUCUGAGAAAUUGAAGAUUGAUUAAUGUGGACGUGUACUUUCGAGUCCUUUCUCAGACUGAAAUCAGUGAAAAUGGUAAUACCCAGGACACCUGUACUUUUCCUCCAGCUAUGGUAAAUACUUCUGAGGCCUUCUAUGAAAGACUUGCUUCAUUUGGGCCUGGAUGCUGGGGAGUGAGAGAGGUGACCCCGUUGGAGUUUGCACUUUAUGGAUGGAAAAUCAUUCAGCCAGAUGUUGUACAGUGUGGCACAUGCAAGCAGGUAGUCUGUGCUACCCUUCCUUUCCCCACUGAUAGGCAUGCCUACAGCAUGUUUCUUGAGAAAUUGAAGAAACAAGUGAUUGAUGGUCACCAUGAAGUCUGUUGGUGGCGACACAAUCCUUGCCCCCUUCACUUGGCUCAUCCACCUCAACUUGCCACUCUGGAAGACCUGAAGAAUUUAUCCAAUUUGGCGCACAUCCUUGAGAGUCUUGAUUCUGCAUUGCCCCAUAUAGAUAUCCCUACUUUCAUGGCACAACUGGGUGUUGAUGAUAAGCUCUUGGGAAAAUUACAAUCCACAGAGGACAUGUCUGUUGUCAAAAUAACAGCUAUACUUCUUACAUUGAGUGGGUGGUCAAGAGGCCCAGGAGCUUUUCUCAGGUGUAAAGGCUGCUGCAGAUCUGUAGGAUUGUGGAGUUUCGUGACACAAGCUGAGGCUAAGCUAGAAGGACCUACCUUAAGGUCCUUUGAGAUACCAGGACUUGUUUCAAGAAAGCAUGGCACCAGUGACUCUGAGAAUUCAGAAGAAGGUGGUGUCUUUGUAAGCCCAGAGCCUGAGGAUACUCAGUCUCAAUGGCGAAUGAGGUUAAGAGAGAGACGGGUGAGUGAGCAGAGCUCCUCUGAAGAGCUACAUCCACGCAGAAGGAAGGGAAGUGAAAGAUCGAGAAAGGGCAGCACCAGUAGCCAGAUGGAUGCCAAAGAGGAACCCUUUGUCAUUGAUACUCCUCUUAUUAAAAAACAAAAGGUGGUCCAAUGUGCCAAGCUUGUCGGAGUCACGGUGGAUGACCAGCUGACCUGGAAGCAGCAUGUCGCCAGCACCGUAAGAUCAGCUACCUACAGGCUGUAUAUGCUGCGCAGACUCAGGUCGCUGGGGACGCCGACAGAUGAGUUAAGGGAGGUGUACCUCACCUUCAUCCUCCCCAAACUUAUGUACACCUCCCCAGCGUGGUCCUCCUCUCUCACACACACUCAACAGCUACAGCUAGAGAGUGUGCAGAAAAGGGCGUGCAGGGUCAUCCUUGGCCCUGCCUACACAACCUAUGAAGAAGCCCUGACCACCCUGAGUCUGUCCAGACUAUCCACCAGGCACUGAGAGGCUCUGGAGAAGUUUGGAAGGGGACUACUGCAUCAUCCACGUCUCAGACACAUGCUGCCUCCUGACGCGCCUUGCUCGGUCCGUGCCACCAGACACCACAACAAGAUAACGCCCCUAAAGGCACCGCGCACGGACCGGUACAGACUCAGCGCAAUUCCCACCGUGGU
Molecule: messenger RNA, 1758 nt
Organism: Scylla paramamosain (green mud crab)
Lineage: Eukaryota; Metazoa; Arthropoda; Malacostraca; Decapoda; Portunidae
Product: zinc finger C3HC-type protein 1-like
Exons: 7
Coding region: 350-1588 (412 amino acids)
Cellular component (GO): nucleus
Molecular function (GO): zinc ion binding
Source: RefSeq, a predicted model, not a curated record